GCUCCAGCAGCAGCUGCAAACCCACGAUGGCAGCGCCCAAGAAAGCGUGUGUGAUCGGCUCCGGGAACUGGGGAUCUGCCAUUGCCAAGAUCGUGGGUGCCAACGCAGCCAAAUAUGACAAAUUUAACACCACAGUAAAUAUGUGGGUGUUUGAGGAGAUGGUGAAUGAGCGUAAACUCUCAGAAAUCAUCAACACAGACCAUGAAAAUGUGAAAUACCUGCCAGGUCACAAGCUGCCAACCAAUGUGGUGGCUGUUCCAGACCUGGUUGAGUCUGUGAAAGGAGCGGACAUCCUGAUCUUUGUGGUUCCUCACCAGUUCAUCGGGAGAGUGUGUGAUACCAUCAAAGAUCACGUAAAGAAAGAUGUUGUUGGAAUGUCUCUCAUCAAGGGUGUAGAUGCAGGUCCCGAGGGUCUGAAGCUCAUCUCAGAGGUCAUCCGAGGAAGACUGGGCAUCACCAUGACUGUCCUCAUGGGUGCAAACAUCGCUAAUGAGGUUGCUGAUGAGAAGUUCUGUGAAACAACAAUUGGGUGCAGGGACAAGGUAGUGGGACCACUGCUGAAGGAGCUGAUGGAGACCCCCAACUUCCGUGUGACUGUGGUGGAGGAGUCUGAUGUGGUGGAGAUCUGUGGGGCGCUCAAGAACAUUGUGGCAGUGGGAGCAGGUUUCUGUGAUGGCCUGGGAUUUGGGGACAACACCAAAGCUGCGGUGAUUCGUCUCGGCCUGAUGGAGAUGAUUGCCUUUGCCAAGGUCUUCUGCACAAACUGUCCCGUCUCCCCCACCACCUUCCUGGAGAGCUGCGGUGUCGCUGACCUCAUCACGACCUGCUACGGAGGACGCAAUCGCAAGAUCGGAGAGGCUUUCGCUAAAACGGGCAAAAGCAUUGAGCAGUUGGAGAAUGAGCUGCUCAAUGGGCAGAAGCUCCAGGGUCCGGCCACAGCAAGUGAGGUCAACGUAAUCUUAAAACAGAAAAACAUGUUGGAAAAGUUUCCUCUUUUCACUGCUGUUCAGGAGAUCUGCUUCAAUGGCCACCCAGUCACAGAUUUUAUCAAGUGUUUGCAAAACCACCCAGAGCACAUGUGAAACUCUGACAUGAGGAAUCAUGGACUGGAUGGAAGCUGGGAAAGACUUUUACAUUAGAGCUCCUGUAUCACCAAGAUGUGAGUGAAGGAGACACUUUGGGUGAAGUUUCUUUUCUUAGUGAAGUCAGUUUGGUUCCCCACCAAAAAAAAAACAAGGACUAGCGUUGCCCUAACCGAACUGCUGACAGAAACAUUUAUUCUGUUUCGGUUUUUACUGAUUGAUAAAUUCUUACGUAAUUCUUCCAAGUCUUAACCAUUUUUAGAUUUUAAAUCACUGCGCCUCACAUGGUCUGAUUAUAUAACAAUGAUGUAAAUGUCAAAUGUAAUGUCACAAAAAUACCAUUAAUAAAAGAGGGUUUUAACAAAGCACUGAACAAAACCUACU
Molecule: messenger RNA, 1466 nt
Organism: Nematolebias whitei (Rio pearlfish)
Lineage: Eukaryota; Metazoa; Chordata; Actinopteri; Cyprinodontiformes; Rivulidae
Product: glycerol-3-phosphate dehydrogenase [NAD(+)], cytoplasmic
Exons: 8
Coding region: 27-1082 (351 amino acids)
Biological process (GO): glycerol-3-phosphate catabolic process; carbohydrate metabolic process
Cellular component (GO): glycerol-3-phosphate dehydrogenase (FAD) complex; cytosol
Molecular function (GO): glycerol-3-phosphate dehydrogenase [NAD(P)+] activity; protein homodimerization activity; NAD binding
Source: RefSeq, a predicted model, not a curated record